GUGUUCUCUUACAGCUCUUUCUUGAAAGAUACUACAGGAACCUCAGACUGCAGUGUCUCUGGAUUUCACAUACUACUAAUAAUCAGCAUGGCGUAUUGGUGGAGUUUCUCGGCUGAGACGUGGGCUCUGAUCGUGAUCCUCAUCAGUCUCAUCCUGCUGUAUGGGUACUGGCCGUACGGUUUCUUUAAGCGUUUGGGAGUGUCUGGUCCUAAACCCAUACCAUUUUUUGGAACCCUGUUAGAAUAUCGUAAGGGAAUCCACAAUUUUGAUCUGGAGUGUUUUCAGAAGUAUGGCAGGAUUUGGGGUAUAUAUGACGUGAGACAGCCGGUCCUCUGUAUCCUGGACACAGAGAUCAUCAAAACUGUCCUGAUCAAAGAGUGUUACUCUCUCUUCACCAACCGCAGAAAUUUCCGUCUUAAUGGUCCUCUGUAUGAUGCAUUGACCAUCGCUGAGGACGAGGACUGGAAGAGAAUCAGGAGUGUUCUAUCUCCAUCAUUCACCAGCGGAAGACUGAAGGAGAUGUUUGGAAUCAUGAAGUCACAUUCUCGCUCUCUGACUGAAAAUCUGCAGAAGGUGUCUGAGCGAGGAGAAUCAGCAGAUAUUAAAGAAUUUUUCGGAGCAUACAGUAUGGAUGUGGUGAUGAGCACAGCGUUUGGUAUCGAUAUCGACUCCCUGAACAACCCCAAAGAUCCGUUCGUAUCCAACAUCAAGAAACUGCUGAAGUUUGAUUUACUCAACCCUCUGUUACUCACUGUUGCACUCUUCCCCUUCAUCACACCGGUGUUGGAGAAAAUGGAUAUUUCCAUUUUUCCGGCUGCAGUGACUGAUUUCUUUUACACCUCCCUGCAAAAGAUCAAGUCUGAACGUCUGGCCCAAGAUCAUAAGAAACGAGUGGACUUCAUGCAGCUGAUGAUCGAUUCUCAGAAAUCAGAAACAGACGAUCUGAACAUUAAAGAGUCAAACAAAGGUCUGAAUGAUCAUGAGAUUCUGUCCCAGUCCUUGGUGUUCAUCUUUGCUGGUUAUGAGACGAGCAACAAGACUUUGUCGUUUCUCUUCUACAAUCUGGCCAGUAAUCCAGAGACGAUGAAGAAACUCCAGAAAGAAAUCGAUGAAACCUUCCCUAAUAAGGCUGAAGUUGAUCAUGACACUGUGAUAAACAUGGACUAUCUGGAUGCUGUUCUGAACGAGUCACUGAGGUUGUACCCGGUCAUUUUUCGUCUGCAAAGAGUCUGCAAGAAAACGGUUGAAAUAAAAGGCCUCACCAUCCCAAAAGAUACUGUCAUUUCAAUCCCCACUUUUGCCCUACAUAGGGACCCUGAAUACUGGACUGAGCCAAACACCUUCAACCCUGAGAGGUUCACUAAGGAGAACAAGCACAGCAUCGAGCAGUAUGCCUACAUGCCAUUUGGUUUAGGGCCCAGGAACUGCAUCGGCAUGACAUUUGCCCUGGUGAUCAUAAAGCUGGCUGUAGUUGAGAUUCUGCAGAGAUUUGACAUCAGUCUUUCUGAGAAGAUGAAGGUUCCUCUGGAGCUGAUCAACUCUGGAAUUCUGUCUCCUAAACACCCCAUUAAACUCAAAUUCACUGAUCGGAAUGUUAAAUUCUGACUCCUGUGACAACCGCUACGUUAAAUCCUAUACUCACAAUGGUUUUGAUCAUUUUUAUCUUUAGAUUUUUACUUUAUCUUUCAGAAUAUUGCAGUCACACUGUAUUUGAGUUCAUGCAGACAUUGGUAUGAGGUGUGUAAUGAUCCAUUAUUCAGUGAUUUUAAAUACUAAUGAUGUUUAAAGUGUUAACUUGUAAAAUGUUGCAUAUUUCUCUCGCUUACACGUUACAUAAAGGGAUUUAAACAUCAUGUAGAACAGUUCAGAUGGGUCAUUAAGACCUGCAGUUGGACAGGUGCAUAUCGGUUUCUCUAAACCCCGGACCAACUCAGCACUCAGGUCAUUAGCCAGGAAUUAUGACAAGGAAUUCUUUGUGACGUCUAAAAACAUGUUCUGGUCUUAUUGUUCAGUUGGUGUGGUCUUCUAACAAUAUAAAAAAAAGCCACUGUACCAUAGACAAUGCAUCAUUCUCAAGCUUAUUUAUAUCAUUCUGUAGCCUACGAACAAAUCUGUAAAUGUCAGAAAUUGUUCUGCCUGGAAUUAGCCACCAUUAACACCAGUAUAUAACAUGCUUCUGCUUUUUCACUGUACAACUGUUGUUGUUUUUUAUUGUAGACUGUAAACAGGUAACUUUGGAGCAAUAAAUAUCAAUAUCUUUCUUAUAUCAAUGUAGCCUGGAUGAUGUUAUUACACAGCAGCAUGAUCUGACGCUCACCCAUUCUUCUCGUGUAGACGUUUAGAGCUAUUACCUGUUUAAACAAUCAGUCACAUGUUCUAAUGUCUUUGAGCACUGGAAAAAUGGGUGUAACAUAAGGUGACUAAGAAGGCCCUUAUAAGAAGUUAGUCCUUUCUGAUGCCACCCAUCCACUGUGGACUGAAUUUCAUCUGCUUCCUACUGGCCAGAGAUUUAAACUCAAUUAGAUAUAAAAAUUCCUUUCUUGAAAGUUCCUGCUGCAGUCAUGAUUUUAGGUGACUUAUUAGAAAAUUAUAAAUGUGUGUUGUGUUGCUGCUGUAUGUAUGUGUACUGCUGUCUACAUAAAGAAUUGCCAAGGACAAAGUAAAG
Messenger RNA from Hemibagrus wyckioides, 2665 nucleotides. Its product is annotated as cytochrome P450 3A27-like. NCBI's taxonomy places the organism in Eukaryota, Metazoa, Chordata, Actinopteri, Siluriformes, Bagridae. The record is from RefSeq and is a predicted model, not a curated record. Gene Ontology annotation, molecular function: steroid hydroxylase activity; oxidoreductase activity, acting on paired donors, with incorporation or reduction of molecular oxygen, reduced flavin or flavoprotein as one donor, and incorporation of one atom of oxygen; heme binding. The transcript has 13 exons. Bases 88 to 1605 code for a protein of 505 amino acids.